This is a messenger RNA of Frankliniella occidentalis (western flower thrips), 1442 nucleotides long. RefSeq lists its product as uncharacterized. NCBI's taxonomy places the organism in Eukaryota, Metazoa, Arthropoda, Insecta, Thysanoptera, Thripidae. The record is from RefSeq and is a predicted model, not a curated record. Bases 342 to 1181 code for a protein of 279 amino acids. The transcript is spliced from 4 exons.
AGUAACAGUGUAAUGGGGCGAGUGUUGUGUGUGCUACGGUGAUCCUUCAGAAUUUGCGACCGAGAGAUCAAUUAUUACCAAUUAUCACCCAGAAAAUAAUAAAUACGUGACGUGCGAGAGCUCAACCGUGCAGUUGCUUCACAACCUGGGCAGCUAGGCGCUGCGCUGCGACCCUAGGUGCAAGACCAACUCGGGUCAGGACGUGGACGGCCGGAAGGAACCAGUUCGGCGACGGCGGCCAGCGCUGACCCCAACGUGCUCGUCCUGUUCUCCCCCUUCUGCGGCUUGUGGCUCACCGACUCAUCUCAGGUUUGUGUCGUUGGUUGCUUUUGCACCGCACGAUGCCCCGAGCAAGGAAGCGGCCUGCUGCGACAGCGGACGGCAGCGGGGAUCAGCCACCGCAGAAGGGAGCGCGGGCCAGUGCCAGAGUUGCCAGUGCCAAAGUUGCGGCGAGAGGCGCCAGUGAUCCGCCGUCGUGGUGCUCCGAGUGCUGGGCGCCCGCCGCCGCCGGCGAGUGUUCCGAUAAGGGACACACCCUGAUCUCUACCAGCGAUGCACAGCGCACGGCCAGGGAGGCCUUCGCUGAGGCACAGGCUGCGCUUAAUCGGUGCCAGGCUCGUCUGGACGCUACCUUGAAGUCGGGCGAGACGCUCAUCCUCAAGGCUGAAGUGGACGGAAUAGACGACGAUACUGAUUAUAUGGAAGGGGCUACGUUGACAAUCAAGCUCGUCGUCGACGGCGGCCUCAACGAGAAGGAAAAGAAGUCCAUCAUCGCCGCCAUGAAGAGCAAGGAUGAAGACGACGAUAACCUCGAGUGCUACCCGGAGGCAGACGAGUCAUCGGCCCUUGCCGCGCAAGGUGUCCUGAACACCAAGCGGAUACAGCCGGUUCUGCACAAGCUCUCCCAGUGUGUGGUGGGGCAGACGCUCCCUCCAGGCACGAUCCUCAUCUGCCCCCAGUCCAACACCUUCGACGUGUAUGCCCGCGCUGUGGUUGUCCAGAAGUCCCAACGCAACGACCGCAUUCUCGGACAGGUGACGGCCGGCCUCGGAGAUCUGCGAACGCAUGGCAAAGCUCAUGAACCCUGGCACAACUGGGACGACGAAAUUGAUGGAAACAUAUCAUCUACCAGAAUCUCUGCCAUGUAUUUUGAAGUGCCGAAACCUGCGCCGAAAGCUUAAUCGGCUACUGCUACUGCUCCUGGGGGAGGGCGUGGGCAGAUUUAGGUCAGUACCGUUCGAGGUGGUUUGGUAAUCUCAUCUGCUACGGCCGUGGUUCGUGAGAAGGCAGAAUAUUUUGUUUUAAUAUAUCUCCGACGUGUCUGUUUGUCUAGUAACUUCAAUUUCCAAUCAGUCUGGAAAAACAUGACUACUUCUGUGCAGUAUUUUUAAAAGUGUGUUUUUAUUUGUUUUUACGCUAAAUAAAGUGUAUUUUUAUGUAUA